AUGGUUAAUAAAGCCAUCAAAAGCUCAAUCUCAGGAUUGCUGGUUUUUGCCUUCUGUACAGCAGGCCUCGUGAAAAUUACUGACAAAAUGGCUCCAGAAGUUCACAAGCAAAUGGUAAGAUCUGUGGUUCUCUAAGUCUAAAUUUAGUCUGUAACGUUUCUAGUAGAGCAAGUAAUCAUACGUAUCAUCUGAUUUUGCCUUCUCGCGCCCGAAGAGUUUGCUGUUGUAAUAACAGCAAUCUGUACGUAGGUGAUGAGUUAAUUAAUCUCACGCACAAUCGAAGACGAGGCCUUGCAGUUGUCAGCAGUGGACUGUCAGUAACAAACUAGUGUAUAUCAUGUACUGUUAAUAUGAUGUAAUAGAUGCUCGGAAUGUUUAUUCAACUGUACUGUAGGGUUCCAAGAGGGGCGUUAAAUAGAUAGGGGGCGUUUAAAAGGAUUUGCAUUUAUGAGACACUCCAUUUUUUUUCCAAACCCCCCUCCCCUCCGGUGGAUGAGUGGAUUCCUUCCACCCUUCCACCUCAUUUUUUUGUCAGAACCCUUUGAAAAAAAAACCUUUCCUACGCGCCUCAUUUUUGUUGUUUCCUUUGAAAACAGAUUCCUACUUACCAGUUAUCUGCUGAGGAUGCUCAUCCUAGGGAAGGUGGGGGGAUCGGAAUAAAAAUGGAACAUGACCCUAUUCUCAUAACUGUGUAAUGCAUCAGUCAAUUCCAGCUGCACCCAGCACCCCCCCCGGGCUACUGCGGGGCAUUUGCCCACCUUGUCAGUCCCAGGGGUGGGGCAUUUGCAAAUUUUGUGCUGCCCGGGGGCCGGGCAUUCGCCAACCCCGGGGCCAUUCCUGAGCUUUUGACACGCACGCGGUUUCCUAUCAGAAAAUAACUACACAGAGGAUUUUACUGGGAAAGAAAGCAGAUUGGCUCAUCUGCCAAGGACAGGAAAAAUCAGGAAGAGGUUUGUAAAGGCAUGUUCUUGAUUUUAUGCAUGCAUUUCUUCAUUGCUUAUCGAGCCAGAAUUACAUUGCGAAAUCGGGAGCUAUCGACGUGAAUCAACGUUUUUUGGUUAUUGAAUCAAAUUUCUGUUGAUAUUAUUUGAAGAACAUCCUUUCAUUUUUAUAAAACUAUUCAUAACAUAUAACUUGACAGCACUCUAUUAUUUUAAUGGUUAUAAUUUUACAUCAAUACCAAAAUUAUAAACUGGUGCAUGUCGUUGCGGCGUGAAGUCUUAAUUAGAAUCAUAGCACUAUUACAAAGGAAGACGUUAACUGAAACAAAAAAUUCAAAUUAAAAUGCUUAAAACGGCACUAUUCAACUAUGCGAUCAAUGAAAAAUGUUGCAGUGUUUACGGAGGACGGGGCAUUUGCCCUCUUUUUUCGUCCCCACCCCGGGGGAUUUGACAGCUCAAGAGUCCCCACCCCCCGGAAUUUGCCAUCCAAGGCAAAAAAAAUGCUAAUGCCCGAGAGUCAGCCCGGGGGGGCGCUGGGUGCAGCUGGAAUUGACUGAUGCAUAAAGCAAACUCAACAACACUAGUAAUAAAAUGAGUUUAUAAAAUAGCAAAAUAUCCAGUCCAUCCAUUGAUAUGUCUAGUCCAUCUGCAGAUCCAAAUUUCAACCUCAAUGUCAGAAUUCUCAUUCAGGGUCAUUGUGCUGUCAUCGUUAUCCUAUCCUUUGUUUGCACUAGAAAUGGCUUCCUGUUGACAGAUUUUUUGCAAGUAAAACAAAAUUUUUGCAAAGUGCAAAUGAGGUCUAAAUUAACUGAUUUUGCCCCUUUUUUGCUGUUUCCUAGUAUUUUGAAGUAAUUGUCAUGGGGGGCGGGGGGGGGGGUAUCUAUUAGGAGGAGAGUAGAGGGCAUUUGUUAAGGAGAGGAAUCUAAUUCAAACUCAAAAAAAUAAAAGGGAGGUGUCUAUUAGACAAGAGGCAUUUAUUUGAGAGAGUGCGUCUAUUAGAUCAUUUACAGUACAUCAAUAAGCCUUCUCUUUUUGAAGUUUUUCAGUUGCUUAUCACAGUAUUGUUUUUUAUUUUCAACCCACCAGAAAAGAGAGUUUGUUGACUUGGCAAAAGUUCAUCCUAUAAAGGUGUGGUUUGGUCGAAAUGUGAAUCCAGAACUUCAUCGCAUCAUGAUUGGAUAUGUUGCAGUUUUAUGUGGUCUUUUGCUGUAUGCAGGGCCAAGGUCCCUGAAAUUAGCAAGCACAGUGAUACUGUUAAUUGUCAUGACUGUAAUGAUGCAGGGUCUAUAUUGGCUUGGAAAGCCUGCCAUCAUGUUUACACCAGCAUCACUCUGCACCAUACUGCUUCUCUGCAAUUUUUUGAACUUGCUGAGUGAGCCAUCAGUGAAGGAAAAGAGGAAAGAGUGA
Messenger RNA from Porites evermanni, 2348 nucleotides. Lineage: Eukaryota; Metazoa; Cnidaria; Anthozoa; Scleractinia; Poritidae. The record is from the annotation of a GenBank genome assembly.